Scomber scombrus (Atlantic mackerel) is the source of this 1420-nucleotide messenger RNA. It is a transcript of the gene uqcrfs1, whose product is annotated as cytochrome b-c1 complex subunit Rieske, mitochondrial. Lineage: Eukaryota; Metazoa; Chordata; Actinopteri; Scombriformes; Scombridae. The coding region runs from base 49 to 870 and encodes 273 amino acids. The record is from RefSeq and is a predicted model, not a curated record. Gene Ontology annotation, biological process: mitochondrial electron transport, ubiquinol to cytochrome c. Gene Ontology annotation, cellular component: membrane. The transcript has 2 exons. Gene Ontology annotation, molecular function: quinol-cytochrome-c reductase activity; 2 iron, 2 sulfur cluster binding.
AUGCUCAGUUAAGGCACACAAGGUCGUUAGCAGCAGUUAGCCGCAAAGAUGAUGUCCCUGGCUGCCCGUUCUGGGGCUUUCUCCCCCUACAUGCAGGCUACAGCUUUUGUUGUUCCUGGCCCUCUGAAAUCCCUGAUACCUGGAGUGGUUGUAAAGGGGGAGACGAUUCUAGUGGACCCGAAAAAACCAUUCCUGUGCCGGGAAUCGCUAAGCGGUCAAAGCCCAAAGACGGGGCCUGCUGUGACCGUUUGCAUCAAUGGCUGCGCAGGAGUCCGAUUCGCCCACACAGACAUCAGGAUCCCAGACUACUCCGACUACAGGCGCCCCGAGGUGCAAGACCCCCAAAAGUCCUCCCAAGACAGCAGCGAAUCCAGAAGAACCUUCUCGUACCUGGUCACCGGCGCCGCCACCGUCAUGGGCGUCUACUCUGCCAAAACAGUGGUGUCUCAGUUCGUCUCCUCCAUGAGCGCCUCGGCCGAUGUCCUGGCCAUGUCCAAGAUCCAGAUCAAGCUGAGCGAAAUCCCCGAGGGCAACAACAUGACCUUCAAGUGGAGAGGCAAGCCGCUGUUCGUCCGCCACCGCACCGAGAAGGAGAUCGCCACCGAGACCGCCGUCAACCUGUCCGAGCUGCGUGACCCCGAGCACGACAAGGACCGGGUGAAAGACCCCGCCUGGGUCAUCGUCCUAGGGGUGUGCACGCAUCUGGGUUGCGUGCCCAUCGCCAACGCCGGAGAGUUCGGCGGUUACUACUGCCCCUGCCACGGCUCCCACUACGACGCGUCAGGCCGCAUCAGGAAAGGCCCCGCCCCCCUCAACCUGGAGGUGCCCUACUACGAGUUCCUAGACGAAGACACCGUGGUGGUCGGAUAAGCAACGACCAACAGACUGAGCUCUCAUUGUACGACAGCUCUCACUUCGUCUAAAAGCUCCGCUGUACUGAGAUCACCUGAAGUAUGAAUGUGAUCUCAGUACAGUGAUGCCUUACAGUUAUUAUGUAAUCUGGAGGUUCAGGUGUAAUAGGGAUGCUUUGUUUUAAGUUUUAUUGGUUUUGCUGCUAAUGUGAUCUGCCAGCUGAGGAAACUGAUCAUCAACUUCUUAGAGGAAAAUGCAACCAGUCCAUUAGUGUCCACAUGAUGAUAAAUCUACCAGUUUGUAGUCUUCUUCUUAUUAAAACCGCAGCGAUAUGUAAUGUCAUAUUCAAAAGUCUGCUCUGUUUUUCUUUAACCUUGAAUGUGGUGAAUCGGUGAAGCAUUGUAAAGUCGCAGCAUAGAUCUCGUCACCCUUUCCUCUUUCCUCACUUCCUGAAUAGGAUCUGAACCUUCAAAAUAAAACCACCUGCUUCUCUUAUUAAGUUAUAAGUCUAUCUAACUACCAGAACAAAUGUCAUGUUCAGGUCUAGUUAAUAAAGAAUUCUAUUUUA